This is a messenger RNA of Arctia plantaginis, 1149 nucleotides long. The record is from the annotation of a GenBank genome assembly. Lineage: Eukaryota; Metazoa; Arthropoda; Insecta; Lepidoptera; Erebidae.
AUGACUGAGACUAAAGAAAUAGUAUCUGAUAGUAAUGGGCUAGAGAAUAAUAAGAAUGCAGACAACAAUGAAGAAGAAACGGAGCUUGAAAGCGCGAUUAUUCGCCAGGUGGAGUAUUACUUCGGGGACGUGAAUCUUUCUCGUGACAAAUUCUUACGUGAACAGGUAUUGCUUGAUGAUGGAUGGGUGCCGUUAGAAAUCCUCAUCAGGUUCAACCGUCUUGCCCAACUGUCUAAAGAUGCUGAUGUUAUUGCUAAGGCACUCCACAAAUCAACAUCUAAUCUGUUGGAGAUUUCUGAAGACAACAAGAAAGUUCGAAGAAAUCCAGACAUGCCAGUGCCUGAGAUGAAUGAGGAACGCAGGAAGGAAAUUACUGCUCGGACCAUUUAUGCUAAAGGAUUCCCAAAGGACUCUAUUCUGGAUGAUCUUCUGAAAUACUUUUCCCAGUUUGAACAAGUUGAAAAUGUUAUAAUGAGGAAAUAUGUAGAGAAAUCUUCAAAACAUCGCCUAUUCAAGGGAUCUGUUUUUGCUACUUUUAAAACUAAGGAGCAGGCAGAAAAGUUCUUAAACACCAAAGGCCAUAAAUAUCAAGAUAAUGAAUUAAUAAUCCUCUGGCAAGAAAACUAUGUCCAACAGAAACAGGAAGAAUAUAUGUCUAAAAAAGGACAAAAGGAAAAGAAAAUAAAGGAAAAAGAAAAGGAAUCCAAUGCUGAAAAGGAGGAUUUUAAACUGCCAACUGGUACGGUACUGCACUUCAGUGAAGGCACAGAGACCAUGAAAAGAGAAGAUGUAAAGGAAGCACUUACACCUUUAGGUGCUGAUAUAGCAUAUAUAGACUUUAAAGUUGGUGACAAAGAGGGAUGGGUGCGCCUGGCCAAAGAAAACACAGCUAAGGAAUUAGCAGAAAAGAUGACAGAUGACAAAGUGAAAAUUAAUGAUGCUGAAGUUGUAUUUAAAGUCUUAGAAGGGGAUGAAGAAAAGAUUUAUUUAGACAAAACUAUAGAAGAAAUGUCCAAAAGGCGGAAGAAUAUGAAGAAUUUCCAGAAGAAUAAAGGCAGGAAGGGUGGUAACAAAUAUCAUGGUAAAAAGAGGAGACAAGACCAAGAUGAUGACGGCCCUCCUAAGAAAGUGAAGGCUUCUGAAAACUAG